AUGGCUCGCCUUGCCGCGACAACAGUCAUGUCUCCAGCCGCUGAGAUAAUUGGGAAUUGGUUGCCUGAAACGCAAUACGAUCAGAACCCUGCGAUUAACAUGGUUAUUUUGGACGGGGUUUUGGCCCCCCCAGUUUCGGGGUUAGCUAAUCAGAGUGACUUCAACCCACUUCAUGACAGAAAGAAGCAGAUCCAUUACCUCUUUCUCUCAACCCUUAAACAAUUGCCAUAUCUCAAAGUGGAGAGCUCAAUGUCCUAUCCCAAUCUCACCUUUCGCAAACCUACUUCACAGCCGGCCGAUAUUUCCUCCAUCAAAUCAACUCUCUUCGAUCCAAGCACAAUAUUUGUUGUGUCCGGUUACACUCAACGCUCCUCGUUACACCCGCGAUGCUCACACUGCAGUGGUGACAAGUUCAACAGACACAAGCUCUCCGUCCUUUUGAAGCGACAGGGUUUCUUGGUGCUCUGA
Messenger RNA from Lindgomyces ingoldianus, 468 nucleotides. RefSeq lists its product as uncharacterized. The transcript has 7 exons. Bases 1 to 468 code for a protein of 155 amino acids. Lineage: Eukaryota; Fungi; Ascomycota; Dothideomycetes; Pleosporales; Lindgomycetaceae. The record is from RefSeq and is a predicted model, not a curated record.